UGUAUCAAGACCAGCCCUUUUCAGCUAUGUCUUUAUCCCCUCUAUUUGUUCCACCACCUCAAGACAUACAGACAGGGAUCCAGGCUCCUGGCUGCAUUUAUCCCAGCUCCACUGCACCAUGGGCAGCCUUAGGCCGAGUCACUGGCCCCAGAUCUUGGUCCACAUGCUUCUGCUGCAAAUUCAGCCUGUUAAGUUACAGGGAGUUGAUUCUGUGUCCCAGAAACUACGACGACUCAACGAGCAGUUCCAGCAGUUCCAGGCGCUGACCCAGGCCCGUUUGGACAUGUUGGCCCUGAACCAGAACAGAAACUCCUCUGGAGUACUGGCAACUCGUGUUCAAGCCCUGAGUGAACAGUGGCACGACAUGUCACAGGACCUCGAACACCUCAAGCAAAGCACAACGCAGGAGAUUGACAGUCUCAGAGAGUGGAGCAGGAAGCUUGAGAAGAAGAGUAAGCGGAUGGAGGGUCGUCUGGCUCUGAUGGCGAGGAACCUGAGGGAGAACCGCCGCAACGCACAGAAACAGAAGCUGGAUCCUGGUCAGGACUUCUUCAACCUCACCAUGGAGCUCCAGAGCCAAGACGAAAGGCUGGCCGCCCUUCAGAUCCAGCGUGAUGAGCUGCUUGUUGGGCUCAGAGGGUUGCAGGAAUCCCUUAAAAACCAGGCGCUACGUGUGACCCGGCUUGAGGGCCGGAUCAAUGAGGUUCUGCAGUUUAAUGGAGGAGGGAAAAGCAGAGGGUCCCUUAACUCCAAUGUCACACCUCAGGGAUAUUAUGAAACACGCAGGAGAAGCCAGGCACAUAGGCCUGGGAAAAUUCUGGAUGGACAUACCCACCCCGGACCAGAAGGUAUCAGCUAUUUCCAGACUGAUACAUCUCAGAGCAGACACUCCCAACAGCCCCAUCAAUACCAAGCAACAUUAAACCAGCCUAAACAUUUAAAGGCCCAGAGCCCAAGACUUCAGUCAGAAUCUCAUCCACAGGUACAUAUUCAGUAUCCAGAUCCUACCCCUCUACCCCUGUCUACAGAUUACCUGCCCCAGCAUGACCCUUACAGUCCUCAGUCACAGAUUCAGGUACGGGCCCAAACAAGGCCUUACUCUGCCCAGCAAGAGCAGCUCCAGUCUCGCCAAACUCUACCAUAUCCUCAUACGCAGAUUCAACAAAGAUCCCGGCCUCAAACACAACGUCACAGGCACCAUCAGUUGCACAAACCUAGUCACCCCUCCUGGCCCCAGCCCCAGACCCUAUCCCAGGCUCCAACUCAUCCUGAAACCAUCAAAGACAGACAGAGCAGGACCCGCCUGGAGGCUCCACAGCCCCACGCUUCAGAUGCUCUCCCUCAACCCCAUUCUGAGACUUAUAAGCAAAGUUUGAGCAGGUUGGAAGGAGAGGAGGAAGAAGAGAGUGACACAAAGGUGGAGUCUUCAGUGAUCCACAACCUCCUCCAGCUUCCUAUGAGGCAAAAGAUCCCAGCACAACCAGUUCCCAAAAAGGAUGCAACCAUCUGUAAUGUGGAUUCCAUGCUGUUCUUCCCCUCGGCCUCAGCAGAGAACUAUGUCACCUUCUCCCUGACUCUCCCAAACCUUCCUGAGCUCUCUGUAUGUUCAUGGCUCCGUGUGGAGGCCUCACAUGUCGGCACACUGCUUUCUUAUGCCACAAACGACAAUGAUAACCAGUUAGUUUUGUAUGGACGUAACUCCUCUUCAUCCCCCUCCCUGGACUUUGUAAUCGGAGACCCUGUCCAUCGCCGUCUCCCUGUGUCAUCUCUCAUGGAUGCUCGCUGGCACCACCUCUGCGUCGUCUGGUCCUCAAUCCAGGGUCGUUUCUGGCACUACAAUGACCGGCGCCUUACCUCCUCCGGCUCCAACUUCAGGAAGGGUUGGGAGAUUGCUGGAGGUGGAUCAGUGGUGCUGGGUCAGGAGCAGGAUGUUGUUGGUGGAGAGUUUGAUGCAGCAGAGGGUUUUGCUGGGCAGUUGGCGGGAUUCAGAGUAUGGAACCGGGUACUGAGUCCUACAGAGGUAGAAGGAGUGGCUGAAGGAAGAGGUGUACCCAGAGGGGUGGUGCUUGAUAUGGAGGACAUAAAGGAGGUACAUGGGGAGGUGCAACAGGUGGCAUGUGAAUGUUUAGAGCACUGUUUGUGAGUUUGAUGUCAGGGAUUGCUAAUUGUCUCUUACCUGCCUCUUAAAAGGUCAAAUAAAAAACGUAUUUCACUGUUUUAUAUUUCUUGGAUGUACACAGUAUAUUCUUAUUGGACAGUGGUGGAAGUAUUGAGAUCCUUUACACACAAUAAGUAAGUAAAGUAGUUAUAGCAUGAUAUUAAAAUACUCCAUUACAAUACUUAAAACCUUACUUCAGUUAAAAGAUGUAAGUAUUAUCAGCAAAAUCUACAUGAAGUAUCAACUUAAUAAUAAUAGUUUGAUCCAUUUUUUCAAGAGACAUGAGGUUUUAUAUAUGGAAAUUAUUAUUCAUAUUAAUUGUGACAACAUUUUUGUCAUGAUGCUGCACUUUCUGUCUUAUCUGUUUGUGUCUUUAACUUUUGGGGGGUUGUCAUUAGAAACGUAAUGCUUAGUUUUAUAUAAAUAAAUGUAGUAAAACUCA
Molecule: messenger RNA, 2600 nt
Organism: Larimichthys crocea (large yellow croaker)
Lineage: Eukaryota; Metazoa; Chordata; Actinopteri; Sciaenidae
Gene: ptx4
Product: pentraxin 4, long
Exons: 4
Coding region: 119-2143 (674 amino acids)
Source: RefSeq, a predicted model, not a curated record